Cydia amplana is the source of this 1368-nucleotide messenger RNA. Its product is annotated as zinc finger protein 454-like. The record is from RefSeq and is a predicted model, not a curated record. The transcript has 7 exons. Gene Ontology annotation, biological process: regulation of transcription by RNA polymerase II. The coding region runs from base 67 to 1368 and encodes 433 amino acids. Gene Ontology annotation, molecular function: DNA-binding transcription factor activity; RNA polymerase II cis-regulatory region sequence-specific DNA binding. Lineage: Eukaryota; Metazoa; Arthropoda; Insecta; Lepidoptera; Tortricidae.
AUCAGAGAGCCAACAGUGUAGAUUGUACUUCAUCAAAUAUUAUUGUAAUUAUUUAAAUAGUUAACAAUGGCACCAAAAAAGUGUUGUCACGGGUGUCUUUCUGUCGGAAGACGGUUAGAUAUAAUUGAGGACCACGCAAAACUGUACAAUCGGCUGCUGUUGAAGAAAUCAGACCAUACAGCUAAGAAGUUGAUGAUGUGUUGGGAAUGCCGCCAGAUCUUGAAAAACAUCCAGACAUUCCGUAUAAAGAUAACACAAGCUCAGAGACUUUUAAGCAAUAAAUCUUUGCCACGAAACUCCCUUUCAAACCUGACUUCAUCAAAGAAAAUUGAUGAUUAUCACGUAAUAAUAUAUGAAGACGAAAAAAAUAUAACUCCAACUGAAAUAGAAGUGCCUGCUGUGAAACAAGAGCGUAGUGAAGAUUUCUAUGAUAAAAUUGUAAUAAAAAACAAUGAUAUGUAUGAUAUAAAAUUGGAUGCAAUUAAAGAGGAGGUUAAAAAUGAAAGUGAUGGGUUUGAGGGUGCUGAUAAUGAUGAGAUAACAGAAUUAGAUGAAGUAUUAGUUCCUAGUAAUUUGCUGGUAAAGAAUCCAAAGAUAGAGAUGGGACAUCCAAGGAAGAGACGGGCAGAAUUGAAGCAGAAAUAUAGAACUAUUAUUUUGGGUGAUAUUACUGAUAAGAGGAAUUAUUAUGAUAUAGUCAAGAUAGACCAGGAGACCGCGAUGAAAUGGCUCGAGAAGCGAAAGAAACGCACAAGUACCAAGAAGUUCCAGUGUCAACUCUGUUACGCCGGAUUCUCACAGCAGAAGUUGUACGACCGCCACCUUACCCUGCUACACGCUCAGAGAAACAAAUUCGAAUGCGACAUAUGCACCUGCCGUUUCAUGGACCGCCGCUUGAUGAGACGUCACAUAAACGAGCACUUCGUGCAGUAUUCGUGCAAGAUUUGCGGCCAACAGUUCCCCACACGGUCCCAGCUGUACGUGCACUUCGCGCACGGUCCGCACGGCCGGCAGAUGGAGUGCAAGAAGUGCGGGGCGAGGUUCGAUUGCAACAAGUCCCGUGACUUCUUCUCUCACUACCGCGACAUGCACGGCCACCCGCAGUGCGACCACUGCGGCAUGCGCUGCACCACCAAGAGCAGGCUCGCACGCCACAUACUAAUCCGGCACUCGGAGAUCCGCUGCAAACCUUGCGACGUGGCCUUCAGCUCGUUUCACGCGCUGACCGUGCACAACCGACGCAAGCACGUGGUCGACACCAGCGAGCGGAACUACUGCGUCGAGUGCGACCUGCAGUUCACGAACAGGUGCAUACAGUACGGUAGCAGGUUCACACGCAGCCCUGCGACAUGGGCCUCAGCUAGCUGA